This is a messenger RNA of Carlito syrichta (Philippine tarsier), 3899 nucleotides long. It is a transcript of the gene STARD13, whose product is annotated as StAR related lipid transfer domain containing 13. Gene Ontology annotation, biological process: actin cytoskeleton organization; signal transduction; regulation of Rho protein signal transduction. The transcript is spliced from 14 exons. The coding region runs from base 123 to 3464 and encodes 1113 amino acids. Lineage: Eukaryota; Metazoa; Chordata; Mammalia; Primates; Tarsiidae. Gene Ontology annotation, molecular function: protein binding; GTPase activator activity; lipid binding. The record is from RefSeq and is a predicted model, not a curated record.
UUUUGAAAAAUCGCUGGGUCGGUGGAGCUCUCCUGGGCUGGGUGCCUUGCUCGGUGACUGAGACUGGCGACAGACGGACACAGCCCCAGGCAGACCGAAGUGGCACUAGGCACUCUGCCGGGAUGAUCAGUCAGGUGCCCAGGACCCCAGCUUCAGGCUGCUACUACCUAAAUUCCAUGUCACCUGAGGGCCAGGAGAUGUACUUGCGAUUUGAUCAAACUGCAAGACGCUCUCCUUACAGGAUGAGCCGGAUUCUGGCGCGCCAUCAGCUAGUGACUAAAAUCCAGCAAGAAAUUGAGGCAAAAGAAGCAUGUGACUGGCUCCGCGCUGCCGGGUUCCCGCAAUACGCUCAGUUGUAUGAGGAUUCACAGUUUCCCAUCAACAUUGUGGCUGUCAAGAACGAUCAUGAUUUUCUUGAAAAGGACCUUGUAGAGCCUCUUUGCAGACGACUAAAUACAUUGAACAAGUGUGCCUCAAUGAAACUUGAUGUGAACUUCCAAAGGAAAAAGGGUGACGACUCCGAUGAGGAAGACCUUUGCAUCAGCAACAAAUGGACUUUCCAAAGAACCAGCCGCAGGUGGUCUCGCGUGGAUGACCUCCACACGCUGCUCCCUGGAGGAAGCAGGAAUGGGUCCCCAGGAGGCACUGGGAUGAAGAUCACAACCAGCAGCGAGAGUGUCCUCACCGACCUGAGCGAGCCUGAGGUCUGCUCCAUCCACAGCGAAAGCAGUGGGGGCAGCGACGGCCGGGGCCAGUCGGGACAGCACUGCGCGGACAGCCCGGUCAUGCUGGAUGCCCCACUGGUCAGCAGCGGCCUCCCACAGUCCCCCAGAGGCAUCCCCCACCACACUUUCCACUCCAAGAAUGAGAAGCCCAGCAGGGCCAGGGCCAAAUCGUUUUUGAAACGCAUGGAAACGCUCCGAGCAAAGGGAGCCCACGGGAGGCAUAAGGGGACAGGGCGGACAGGUGGCCUGGUCAUCAGUGGGCCUGUGUUACAUCAGGAGCCGGAGUCCUUUAAGGCCAUGCAGUGCAUCCAGAUACCCAAUGGAGAUCUCCAGCGCUCACCCCCAGCUGUCUGCAGGAAAGGGCUCCCGGCCUCCAGCAAAUCAAGCUGCGACAGCAGCCCAUCAGAACACAGCAGUAGUGGAGUGAGCACCCCGUGCCUGAAGGAACGCAAGUGCCACGAGGCCAGCAAGCGCGGGGGCAUGUACUUGGAGGACCUGGAUGUGUUGGCGGGGCCAGCCCUGCGGAAUGCGGGGGACCAAAGCCACAUGCAUGCGUUCCACUCCCAAGAGAAUUUGGUGGUGCAUAUUCCCAAGGAUCACAAGCCAGGAACCUUCCCCAAGGCGCUUUCUAUCGAAAGCCUCUCGCCCACAGGCAAUAGCAAUGGGGUUAGCUGGAGGACCGGAAGCAUCUCUCUGGGCAGACAGCCGAACCCCAGUGCCAGGGAGCCCAGGCUCGUGGCAUCCUGCCACAGAGCCAGUCGCGUCAGUAUCUAUGACAACGUCCCGGACUCCCAUCUGUAUGCCAGCACGGGAGAUCUUCUGGACUUGGAGAAAGAUGACCUCCUCCCCCACCUGGAUGACAUUCUACAGCAUGUCAACGGGAUCCGAGAGGUCGUGGAUGACUGGUCCAAAGAUGUCUUGCCCGAACUACAAACUCAUGAUGCGUUGGUUGGGGAACCUGGCUUGUCUCCAUUUCCAUCGCCUAAUCAGAUCACCUUAGAUUUUGAAGGUAACUCUGUCUCAGAAGGUCGGACAACACCCAGUGACGUAGAAAGAGACGGAACAUCUCUUAAUGAGUCCGAGACCCCUGGGGUCAGAGAAAGAAGGGAUUCUGGUGUAGGGGCCUCUCUGACAAGGCCAAACAGGCGACUCCGGUGGAAUAGCUUCCAGCUCUCACACCAGCCACGGCCAGCCCCGACGUCCCCACACAUCAGUAGCCAGACGGCCGGCCAGCUGAACCUGCUCCAGCGCUUCUCGCUGCUCCGCCUCACAGCUGUCAUGGAGAAAUAUUCCAUGACCAACAAGCAUGGCUGGACAUGGGCAGUUCCAAAGUUCAUGAAGAGGAUGAAAGUCCCCGACUACAAAGACAAGGCUGUCUUUGGCAUUCCUCUCAUAGUCCACGUCCAGAGAACGGGACAGCCCCUGCCUCAGAGUAUUCAGCAAGCCCUGAGAUAUCUGCGCAGCAACUGCCUCGAUCAGGUGGGUCUUUUUCGCAAGUCGGGAGUGAAGUCUCGAAUCCAUGCCCUACGCCAAAUGAAUGAGAACUUCCCGGAGAGUGUCAACUAUGAAGACCAAUCUGCAUAUGAUGUGGCGGAUAUGGUCAAACAAUUCUUCCGGGACCUCCCAGAGCCUCUUUUUACCAACAAGCUCAGCGAAACCUUCCUCCACAUCUAUCAGUACGUCCCCAAAGAGCAGCAGCUGCAGGCCGUCCAGGCCGCCAUCUUGCUGCUGGCAGAUGAGAACAGGGAAGCCCUGCAGACACUCUUGUGCUUCCUGAAUGACGUGGUCAACUCAGUGGAAGAGAAUCAGAUGACGUCCAUGAACCUGGCUGUGUGUCUGGCCCCCUCUCUGUUUCACCUUAACUUAUUAAAGAAGGAAAGUUCUCCAAGAGUCAUACAGAAGAAAUAUGCCACUGGGAAGCCAGAUCAAAAGGACCUCAAUGAGAAUCUGGCCGCGGCUCAGGGGCUCGCGCACAUGAUCAUGGAAUGCGGGAGACUUUUCGAGGUCCCAUACGAGUUGGUGGCCCAGUCUCAUGACUCAUAUGUGGAAGCCGAAAUCCAUGUGCCCACCCUGGAGGACUUAGGAAUGCAGCUGGAGGAAAGUGGGGCAACAUUCCACACUUACCUGGAGCAUCUUGUCCAGGGCCUCCAGAAAGAAGCCAAGGAGAAGUUCAAAGGAUGGGUCGCCUGUUCCAGCACUGACAACACAGAUCUUGCUUUCAAAAAGGUGGGCGAUGGGAACCCGCUGAAGGUGUGGAAGGCUUCUGUGGAGGUGGAAGCGCCCCCCUCGGUGGUCUUGAAUCGCGUGCUGAGAGAACGGCACCUGUGGGAUGAGGACUUUGUGCAGUGGAAGGUCGUGGAGACACUGGGCAGGCAAACGGAAAUCUAUCAGUAUGUGUUGAACAGCAUGGCCCCUCAUCCUUCCAGAGACUUCGUGGUCCUCAGGUCCUGGAAGACUGAUUUGCCCAAGGGAACAUGCACCCUGGUGUCUCUGUCUGUGGAACACGAAGAAGCCCAGCUCCUGGGUGGCGUGCGAGCCGUGGUCAUGGAUUCCCAGUACUUGAUAGAACCGUGCGGCUCUGGGAAGUCGAGACUCACCCACAUCUGCAGGGUAGACCUAAAAGGUCACUCCCCAGAAUGGUACAGCAAAGGCUUUGGACAUCUGUGUGCAGCGGAAGUUGCCAGGAUUAGAAACUCUUUCCAGCCCCUCAUUGCUGAGGGUCCAGAAACUAAAAUCUAAGUUUUCCCCAGUGGGCCGUCAAACUCAGGGAAGAGGAAGCUAAAUCAAAUGCUUGUGGCAGAGGGUGCAUGCGUGAGAAAGAAGAAAAAGAAGAGAAAGACGAAAAGGAAUGUGGUUAGUGCAUAAAAGUGGAAUCACAGAGAAGUCGGAAUGUUGAAGAUGCAAGAAUUUCUGAGAACUGUCCUAGCCUUCCUGGAGAUGGCUACAUCCCUACUAAUAUAUUUUUUUCAAUCAGAACAUUUAUCUAUGUUACUUAAAAUUAAAUGAAUUAUUCCUUGUGCAUUGCCUAAUUUGCUAUUUAAAGGCUUCUAAGAAGCAUAUUCUUAACUGUAAAUAAAUGUCUGUGUAGCAUAUGUACAUAAUGUGUGCAUAUCUCCAUCCUAACUGUAUAUAUGUAGCAUAUGGAUUUUUAUAGAGAAUUGAGUGUUUUGAAAA